This is a messenger RNA of Bactrocera neohumeralis, 2879 nucleotides long. RefSeq lists its product as uncharacterized. Lineage: Eukaryota; Metazoa; Arthropoda; Insecta; Diptera; Tephritidae. Gene Ontology annotation, molecular function: nucleic acid binding; zinc ion binding. The transcript has 2 exons. The record is from RefSeq and is a predicted model, not a curated record. The coding region runs from base 170 to 1408 and encodes 412 amino acids.
GUAACAUCAUAAAUCUGUAAAUUAUGUAUCUUAUUAUAAAUAAAGGAGUGUGGCAGCACGAUCUGCGGCCAUGUUGAAGAUAAAGAAGAACGAGUGCAGAUCAUUUAAAAAGAGCGUCCAACAUAAUAAAAUUGUUUAAAAUAUCAGAAGUGGUUGUAUUGCGCCCAAAAUGUCAUCAAACGAGGAUUCGCUUAGUUUAUACACAGUUGAACAAUUAAAAUCAUGGUUGCGUUCGCUCAAACAUAAAACAACAGGUAGUAAAGCCGAACUAAUUGUUCGCCUACAAAAAAUUCCUGAGGAGCUUCGUGGAAAUUUUCGAAACUCCAUGGUUGACGUUGACGCUGACGUUGACUGUACGCAAGCCAUCAUUGCGGAAAAAGAACAAGCUGAUGAAAUCAACGAAGGAGCGAGCAGUAUAAACAUCACCGAGGAGUGUGGUGAAUUUAGCAAUGGGAUUGUACCACAAUAUGACGCAAGUAAUCAAACGAGUGUUGAAAAGAAACAAAAAGAGUGUGAUGCAAACGAGUGGCGACUUUUAAAAAUCGAAUUAGAAUUGUUGAAGCGUGAGUGUGAACUAAAGAAGAUGGAAAAUGAACUUCUAAUGAGAGAAAAAGAACAGUUGAGAAAUAGUGAUAAUCAAACAAAAAACAUUUCCAAUAAGCAAAAGUUCGCAGAUGUUAAAGAACUUAUAUCUGAAUUUUCUGGUAGUGGUGAAUGCCUUAAGCUAUGGCAAGCACAACUAAAAAAUAUCCAGAGUGUUUACCAACUUGAUGAUAACAACCUAAGAGCAUUAAUUGCAAAUAAAUUAAAAGGCAAUGCGCUAAAGUGGUUACAUUCUCGAGAUGACUUGAUUUUAAUGCCAAUCGACAAGUUCUUAAAGGAAAUGAGCUCGCUGUUUGAAGAAAAAACAAGCAAUUUGAUGCUAAAGAAAAAGUUUGAAAUCAGGCAGUGGUUGACUACCGAAUCGUUUCGAGAAUAUUUCCAAGAAAAACUAAUUCUGGCAAAUAGAAUUCUAAUUGGUGAAGAUGAACUUGUAGAAUAUCUAAUUGAUGGUAUUCCGGAUAACACUUUACGUUCGCAAGCUAAAAUGCAACGAUUUCAUGACAAAUAUGAAUUGUUAGAAGCGUUUAGAAAUAUUCAAUUGCCACGAUAUAUAUCAAAGAAAAUGACAGCAGACAAUCAACAUGAGCAGUCGAAUAAUGGACAACAAACAACAAGAGUCGUGAGAUGCUACAAUUGCAACUCCGUUGGCCAUUUAGCAAGUGUAUGCCGAAAACCCAAACGAGAGCUUGGUGCUUGUCAUGUAUGCGCUGAAGUUGGCCAUUUAGCAGCAAAUUGUCCACAAAGGAAGAGCCGCCCUGUACAACAUGUCACAGAAUUGAUGGAAGGCGAUGAAUAUGAUCAUUAAUUGAUACGGGAAGCCCCAUUAGCUUUGUUCGCCAACAGUUCGUACCAGAUGUAGUAAUAAACAGAAAGAACAAUGUAUUUUUAAAAUAUAGUGGUAUAAACAAAAGUCCAUUAUCUAUUGUCGGAAAUGUAAACAGUUUUAUUUUUUUCAAAAAUAAAAGAAUUGAAUUAACGAUGUUAGUUGUAACAAAUGAAACAAUGACUCAUCCAAUUAUUUUAGGAAGAGACUUUUUAAGUAAAUCUAAUUUAAAAUUAGAAUGUAAAGAAAUAGAUUCGAAUUUCAAAGUCGAAAAUAACACAUAUGAUGAAGAGUGUCAAAGAUUAAUGAAAAUUGAAUUUGAUAACACUAAAUUUUCUGUGAAUUACAAUGAAGUAUUGAAAACUGAAGCAAAAACUCCUAAUGUUUAUAUAAAAAAUGAUAAUGUAAGUGUCUAUGCAAAACAAAAAUUUCUGCAAAUAUUUCAAGAUUAUUAUAUGUGCUGUAAGCGCCCCGAUACGCCAAAAAUUAGAUGUGAGAUGAAACUGUUGUUGAGUACAGAAAAACCUUUUAAUUGUCCUCCAAGAAGACUGUCAUACAGUGAAAAACAACAAGUUAGGGUUGUUUUAGAUGACUUAAUGCAAACCAAGAUAAUUAGGCCGAGUAAGUCAGAAUAUUCUUCCCCCAUUGUUUUAGUAAGAAAAAAAACAGGUGAUAUAAGGUUAUGUGUGGAUUUUCGUAGUUUGAAUAAGAUAACAUUGAAAGAUAACUAUCCCUUGCCUCUUAUUGAUGAUCUGUUAGAUAGACUAGCAAAUAAAUGCAUUUUUUCGUUAUUGGAUUUAAAGAGUGCGUUUUAUCACGUAGAUAUGGUUGAAGAUUCGAUUAAAUACACUUCUUUUGUAACACCGAUGGGGCAGUACGAGUUUUUGAAAAUGCCUUUCGGUCUGAAAAAUGCACCUUCAACAUUCCAGCGGUUUGUUAGCCAUGUUUUCGAUGAUCUGAUUCGAGCAGAGAAAAUUGCUAUUUAUUUAGACGAUAUCAUGAUAGCUACAAGUAAUGAAGAAGAACAUUUAGACAUUUUGCAGGAAGUUUUUAAUAAGUUAGUACAAAACAAAUUGGAAUUGAGGUUAGAUAAAUGCCGAUUUAUGGAGUCAGAAAUACGCUAUUUAGGAUAUAACAUUUCGAGUAAAGGUAUUCUACCGGAUGAAAAGAAUGUAGAAGCUAUAGUGAAUUUUCCUAUACCCAGUAACACAAAAGCUGUACACAGUUUUUUGGGCUUAUGCUCAUACUUUAGAAGAUUCGUUAAAGAUUUUUCGCGAGAAGCUCAGCCUCUGUACAAACUAAUAAAAAAGAAUGUUAAAUUUACAUUUGGGGAAGACGAGUUACAGUGUUUUGAGAAACUUAAAAAUAAAUUAAUUGGGUCUCCUAUCUUAGCGAUUUACGACCCAAGAGAUGAUACAGAGCUGCAUUGCGAUGCCAGCUCUCGGGGAUUUGG